This is a messenger RNA of Talaromyces stipitatus ATCC 10500, 1952 nucleotides long. Its product is annotated as sucrose transporter, putative. NCBI's taxonomy places the organism in Eukaryota, Fungi, Ascomycota, Eurotiomycetes, Eurotiales, Trichocomaceae. The transcript has 8 exons. The record is from RefSeq and is a predicted model, not a curated record. Bases 1 to 1779 code for a protein of 592 amino acids. Gene Ontology annotation, cellular component: membrane. Gene Ontology annotation, molecular function: sucrose:proton symporter activity.
AUGAGAGCCGCAUCAUGGACGGGCUCACCUUCCAUCAAGGGCCGAUCGGAAGCGACUCGUAUGGCUCUUUUGGCGUUUAGUUUGACUGGAGUUUCCUUUACAUGGGGUGUUGAAAUGUCAUAUUGCACGCCAUACCUCCUCCAACUCGGCCUAACAAAAUCGCGCACUUCACUCGUCUGGAUCGCCGGGCCCCUUUCCGGCCUCAUUAUCCAUCCUCUCAUCGGCGUAAUCGCAGAUCGAUCACGAUCGAAAUGGGGUCGAAGACGGCCGUUUAUGCUUGGUGGAGCGUUGAUUGUUGCGUUUUGUUUGUUGUUGUUGGGUUGGACUUCGGAGAUUGUGGGGUGGUUCGUGCAUGAUAUUGAGAGGAAACGAAGUGCGACAAUUGCGGUGGCGGUUUUGGCGAUUUAUGGGGUUGAUUUUGCUAUUAAUGCUGCCCAAGCAUGUUGUCGAAGUCUCAUUGUGGAUACUCUGCCGAUAUCCCAACAGCAACUAGGUUCUGCAUGGGCAAUCCGAAUGCAAGCCAUUGGCUCCCUAAUAGCUUAUAUCGUCGGCUCUAUAGAUAUGGUCACGACAUUCGGCACUAGAUUCGGCGAUACUCAAUUCAAGCAGAUGACCGUUGUAGCGGCUAUCUUUUUAAUUGUUUCUGUUCUGAUUACAUCGUACUCUGUCAAGGAGAGGGUGUUGAUAGCGGCGAGGGGAGCGGAUGAAACACAUGGUUUCUUUCAUGUUAUCUCACAACUCUAUAAAACAACAAUGGAUCUGCCGCCGCGUAUCCAGUCCAUCUGUUGGGUUCAAUUCUGGUCAUGGAUUGGAUGGUUUCCAUUCCUUUUCUACAGCACAACAUGGGUAGGAGAGACUUAUUUCCGCUACGAAAACCCCGAAUCAGCCGCAAGCUCCUCCGACACACUCGGAGACGUCGGUCGACUGGGCAGUCUGUCACUUGUGAUCUUCUCAGGAGUCACUUUCCUGUCUUCUGUCCUCCUCCCCUUCGGCGUCCGCUCUCCCGACAGCAAUUCCAAACGAGCAAAUUUCACAUCUCGCCCCCCACCGCGAAUGGCAGCAGUAUUGCGUCGAUUCAAGAGGGUCAGACCCAGUCUACAAACUGCAUGGUUCCUUUCUCAUCUAGUCUUUGCGGGGACCAUGAUCUUUGCCCCCAUGGCACGAUCGUUGAAGGUCGCGACUUUCCUUGUUUCCGUCUGCGGCAUCCCCUGGGCUGUUUCUGGUUGGGCUCCGUUUGCCUUUAUGGGGAUUGAGAUCAAUAAAUUAGCCUUGGAACCGCCCAGUCGCCCUACAGCCACGAUGAUUACAUCAACCACGUUCCGGACUCAUGGCUAUCGUCCUAUAGACAGCGUGGAGCCAGAUAUGGAAAUGGAUGUCCUCCGACUCAAUCACCGAAGCGCCGGCGACGAUGACAGCGACGCAGAAGAGUCAUCGACUAUCGAAAGUCCGUCUACAGGCGAACUUGCAGGUAUCUAUCUGGGUGUGUUGAAUGUGUAUACAACACUCCCCCAAUUCGUGGGCACCUUCAUCAGUUGGAUUGUGUUUAGUAUUUUAGAGCCUGCUACUUCUUCACCUGUCGGCCAGAAACAAUCGACCCCGACUUCGGAUGCAGGAGAAACUAAAGACCACUCGAGCGCUAGAGAUGGCGGGUGGAUGAAUUUGGAUACUGAUGCACCUGAUGCAAUUGCGGUGUGUCUGUUUAUAGGUGCACUGAGUGCGUUGGUUGCUGCCGAGGCCACGAGACGUUUUAGAGCUUUGCGACAGCAAUCUCUUCCGUGACUUCCCCCUCUGUUUUUACUUGGACGAUAUCUCACGUGAAUCGUCUGUCCGAAAUAUAUAUAUGUAUAGCAUUUGUACAGCACGGCACGGCGCUUUUGAUUUUGAUUUUGAUACCCUAUGAUUAUCUUCUUAAUGUUAAUAGUCGGAAAGGAGAGGAUUCAUAAUCUAUAAUA